This is a messenger RNA of Trypanosoma cruzi, 1965 nucleotides long. RefSeq lists its product as uncharacterized. Lineage: Eukaryota; Euglenozoa; Kinetoplastea; Trypanosomatida; Trypanosomatidae. The transcript has a single exon. The record is from RefSeq and is a predicted model, not a curated record. Gene Ontology annotation, cellular component: membrane. Bases 1 to 1965 code for a protein of 654 amino acids. Gene Ontology annotation, molecular function: ABC-type transporter activity; ATP binding; ATP hydrolysis activity.
AUGCGGCACUUUCGGAACCAACGAGAAGUUCAGCAGCCCAAUGCCACCGACGAUGAUAGUACAUUAGCUGUGCCUAUGGGCGAACUGCCAGCUGCCGUUUUACCGGAUGCAUCGCCUCCAUUAGGACCCAUGCUGCCAGAAUCGGCUUGUGCGGUGAGCACUUCCGGUCCAGAUUGCAGCAGUACGACGACACCAUUAGGGGAGGGAUCACCUUUUUUGCGAUCAAGAGAUGUUAUUGCGCAGGCGAAAAGUGGUUUUGUAAUUGCUUUUGAAAAUGUGUCUUUGGAGGGACGAGCUUCUAUUUUUCGGUCGCCCCGUUUGAUUUUGCGAAAUGUGUCUGGUUAUUUUCUCGCUGGCUCUGUUGUUGUUGUAUUGAGUGCCAACGAAAUGUGCUCUCGCAAGUUGCUUGAGGUGUUGGCGGGUGUUGAAGAGCGAGCGUCUGGUUCAGUUAUGGCUAAUGAACUUCCGGUUGUAUCGACUGCUUUUCGUAGGCGAGUUGCCUUUAUCACGUCUACUGGGGUGUGUUUAAGAGAUGCCACAGUACGUCGCAACCUUCUUUUCUCGGUGCGUAUGCGUGUGGAAACUUUGGAAGAGGAUCGUAUUGUAAAGGAAGUUGCUAAAGCAGUGCAUCUUGACCAGUUGCUCGAUGUUAAGACAGAGAAACUAAGUCCUUCACAGCUUUAUCAGCUUACUUUGGGCAUGGAACUUGUGCGCAAUCCGAUGUUGUUAGCUUUGGAUAUGCCAAUGAGAAGUCUUUCUUCUGGUGAACUCCAUGGUUUUGUCUCCGUGUUGCGGGGUUUAUCUGGGAGUAGCGGGCGAGUUAUUGUCGUGUCAGCGACGGAGAUUCAUCGUGCACUCUUUGAUAUUGCCGACAAUAUUUUGCUGCUUGGAGCAAAAGGACACCUUCUGUACUCCGGCCCAAAGGCGGGGGUGGAGGAAUUCCUGCGGGAGCAAAGUUGUGUUCAAAGUAUGGGCGAUGAAUCCCUUGGGGAACUGUUAGUGGCACUCGAUGAAAAAGGGGAUUCACCUCGUGUAGCGGACAUAUUUAAAAGCAGCGCAGUUUACCGUCGAAUUCAACGUCAGGUUGAAGACCACCGGAAAAGCAUUGCUUUGAACGGCUUUGACCCUGUCCUGCAUGCUGCUGCGCCCUCACCAAAUUAUUUUCUUCAAUGGUACCUGCUGACUGCUCACACAUGCCGGCGCGCCACCAUUGAGCACCGGAGCUUUCUUGUUUCAUGGAUUACUCUCUUUCUUUUAUUUUUUCUUAUGGCCUCCCUGAUAGCGGGAUCAGGAAGCGAUCAAAAUGCCAUGCAAAACAAAAGAGGGGUUGUCUUUUUUCUUGUGUCAUGUUCAAUGCAGGUGAAUACAAUUUUAAUUGACACGGAAGUGAGGGAGUUUUUUUCAGCUGUACAUCUUCGAAACAACAAUUACUUUGACACCUUACAAUACUUUACGGCUACCGUGCUUCGUCUUGUUCUUACUCGGGCUAUUUUUGCAAUCAUUGCAGCUUGUUGCACUGCUUUCAUAUUAACAUCAUCCCUUUCUCUGGCAUUGACAAUGGGCCUCACGAGUCUUGCUCAUGCCUCUCUGACAUUGUUGUUGGUUUAUUGGCACCCUUUUGAGCAGGAUCUGUGGCUUUUUCAGAAUAUAUAUUACGUGUAUUGUAUCAUAUUGAGCGGUUUUCUUAUAUGUCUUCCGACGGUGCCACGAAUAUUUCCGGCCCUGUCGUUGCUACGCUAUGGUUAUGGCGGUGUGGUCGCAUCGGAACUACGCGGCAACCCGUAUUCGUGUGACACCAAAGCGAACCGUUCCUACUGCUACACGGGGGAUCAGUACCUGGUGAUGGAGGGAUUUGCCCAUGACAGCUGGGGGAAAUCGUCUUUGGUUCUUUUCAUCAUUUCUCUUGUGUUACUUGCACUCGUUGCCGUGAGUAUGAAUAUUGUAUGGGUUCCACACACACACUGA